Mytilus trossulus (common blue mussel) is the source of this 858-nucleotide messenger RNA. RefSeq names its product glutathione S-transferase 1-like. The record is from RefSeq and is a predicted model, not a curated record. NCBI's taxonomy places the organism in Eukaryota, Metazoa, Mollusca, Bivalvia, Mytilida, Mytilidae. The coding region runs from base 90 to 707 and encodes 205 amino acids. Gene Ontology annotation, molecular function: glutathione transferase activity. The transcript is spliced from 5 exons. Gene Ontology annotation, biological process: glutathione metabolic process.
GUGAAAAUGUGUAAACAUAGAUCUACGAAGUGCCACACAUGUAUGAUAGAUAAAACCGAUAGUACAUGUUAAGCGACUGAUUCAUCAAAAUGGCAGUAUAUAAACUAACCUACUUUAACCUACGGGCACGCGGGGAAGUGUCAAGACUGUUAUUUGCUACGGCUGGCAAGGAGUAUGAAGACUGCAGAAUUACCUUUGAAGAAUGGCCUUCAAUCAAACCCACUACACCAUUAGGACAGGUUCCAGUUUUAUCAGUAAACGGGAAGUUGAUUCCCCAAUCAAGAGCUAUCGAGAGGUAUCUCGCCAGAGAAUUUGGUUUAUAUGGAAAGACUAAUAUGGAAAAUACUAUGUGUGAUACUAUCAUAGAUACUAUUCAUUGUGAUGUUAGGCCAGAAAUUCGAAAGUACAUUUUUGAAAAGGAUGAAGCUAAAAAGACUGAUAUCAGCAAACAUCUAGCCGAAGAGGUAUUACACAAAUUUAUGUUAUUUAUUGAGAAGACGUUAAAAGAUAAUGGAGGAGAUUAUCUUGUUGGGAAUGAUCUAACAUGGGCAGAUCUAGCUGUAUUUGACUUCACACAAGAGGUUUUAGCCGUUUGGAAACACGAACAACUUAAUUUUCUAGAAGAAUUCAACAAACAUCACGAAAGAAUCAAAGCUGCUCCGAAAAUCAAAAAAUGGUUGGAAACGAGACCAAAGACAGAACGGUGAAUCCCAUUUUUUUCACUGACACGUUUAUGUUUUGUGUUCAAGUGUAUGUCUUUGUUUACCAAGCGAACAAAUAUUAUAAUGGCACCAUGGUGCAUGAAUUUUGUCAUCUGUCAAAAUCAUUAAAUCAAAAUAAAAAAAAUAAUAUCGAUCA